CCGCGGCGGAAGCGCUUCAUACGAAGUUGUUGACAUGAGAACGCGUGAAAGCUGCUUUACGGGAAGCGACCUGGUUGAAAGACGUUUAUUGCGCUUUAUUGUUUAGUAGCAGCGAGUAGUUUAGUUUGAUUGACAGAUUACGCCGACAGUUAUUAAAUGACGCGAUGACGUUGAAGAUGAACAAAGACUCGGCGGUUCUUCAAGGAGCUUUCCUCCUGGCUGAUAAACGGUGCCUCCCCUCGUCCCUGUCCUCCCUCCAGAAGGCGGACUGGAGCCGGGUGGCACACCCGGUCCUGGAGGCCGUCGGAGAACUCUGUGGACGGGAGGACCCCGGCGGAGCGGCGGCCGCCGGCCGGAUGAAGACGUUGGUGUGUUCCGUGUGGCUGAAGGUGCUGUGCGGGGAGACCGGAGAGGACGUGGAGACCGCCUGGAGGGAGAACCCUUUCUUCCCCCUCCAGCACGGCCUCCCCGCGGUCAACCGCGUUGUCCUGCUGGAGCUGGUGAAGUCGACGGCGGCCGCUCAGACGUUCGCCCGCCUCCUCUCGUGCCUUCCUCCGGCUCGCGUCUGCGCCGAGCUCGAGCGGUUGGUGCAACACGCGAGGAGCAGCCCCACCGGAGAGGACGACGUCCGGCUCUUCCUGGAGGUGUGGUGGGAGCUGUGGAAGGGCGGAGACGAGCAGGAAGCCGGCGGAGAGGAGGAGGAGGCGUUCGCCAGACAAUUCGCUCGCCUCUCGUCCGAGCCUUCCAGUCUGUCCCCUCGGGGUGCCAAGAGGUUAAAGAUCGACGCGGCGGAUCCACCGGCGUCGCCGCCGACCUCCGACGUCCUUCAUGUUCUCCUACAUGCGCUUAAAGAGCUGAAGGACCACGUGUCGACACCGGACCUGUGCCUCCGGGCCCUCUCCGUUGCUCUCGACUCUCUCUACACGGCCUUCCUGACCGCCGGCGCGGCCGAACUUCCCACCGCAGAGAAGCUGCGCAUCCUGUCCAAAGUGGUCGGCAUCAGAGAGAACGGGGAGCAACUGAGCCCCGGGCUCAUCCGGGAGGCUCAGAGGGACGCCCGGGCGUCUCGCGCGCCGUCGCGGUUUCAACCCGUUAUGAACGUCGCCGACGCGUCGAGGAUCAUAACGGAACUCGCUCGGUCUUGGCGAAGCAGCGGGCUCCUGGACGUGUGCGCCGGCUCCGCGGCGAGCUGCUCGGCAUUUAGGCUGGAGCAAAGUGUCCAGAGGGUCCUGGCCGCUCUGCGAGCCGACGAUCAGGACGCCGAGAAGAACGCACUGAAGGAGUCGCUGGAGUCGCUGGCUUUCCCGGCGACGGAGAGCGACCCCGAGGUCAACAUGAGGGUCGCCGCCGCCGUCAUCCGUCACCGGCUGGAGGACUACCGGAGCUUCGCGCUGCUGUUCGCCAGCGAGAGGAGCUGGGCGGCGGCGUGCGGCGCCCUCUGGACGGACUGCCUGGAGGAGAACCGCGCCGCCUUCCAGCAGCUCGACGCCCUCAUGGAACUGACCUCCGCCCUCGUGGGGAAACUCGGCGAGGGGAGCGCCGACGUGGGCCGCUGCAGGAAGCUGAUGAAAGUGGUCGCGGACAUCUUCUCCGCGCUUUCCCUGCGCGACAAGAACGCGGCGCUGACGGCCAUGUUGAGGCUGUCCGGCAGGGGGUUCUUCGGGCGCCCCGUCCCCUCCGCCGUCACCGAGGGCUUCGAACAGGAGCUGAACAUGGCCUUCAACUGCAUCAUCCAAGGGGCGGCGGCGACCACGCGGGGCAACCUGAACACGGCCGUCGCCUUGGUCGCCCGGGUCGCGUUCCAGAACCCGGAGGCGACGUUGAGGUCGUGUUGCCAUUCGGCCGUUUUCAACAAAGGCGCCUUCUCCCUCAUGGCUGACAUCCUGCAGCAGCUGCCCGGACUGCGAGGACACGCGGCACGAAGAAGGGAGGAGGAGGAGGAGGAGGAGGAGGAGGAUGACGAAGAGGAGGAGGACGAAGAAGAGGAGGAGGACGCGCUGCUCUGUGAUUGUCUACGGGAGGCGAUCGGGACCAAAUCGCUGUCGGCCAAUGAGAAGGAGCAGCUCCUCGAGUACCUGGGUCUCCUGAUGACGCCGGUCGAGGGAGAAGAAGAGAGGAGGCGGAGCUUUCUGAGCCCUCAGGAGGUCGUGAACAUCUUCGUCCUGCCGAACCUCUCCACGCCGGGUCGAGGCCCCGUUGACGUGGAACUGAGUCUGCAGCUCCUCCAGAGAGCGUUGUCUGUGGACGUCCAGGAAGCGGCCGCUCGUCCUCACUGGGUGUUGGACUGCUCUCCCUUCCCCCUCCUCUAUGUUCUGGCUCAGCUGCAAGACCAGACUCUCAGGUGUUGGGAGCAGCAGCCGGAGGACGGCGCCCCCCACUGGUCCAUGGACACCAAGGAGCUGCUGGCGUCGGUGCUGACCACGCUGGGGCGGGCGGUGGGCGCCGAGGUGGCGGCGGCCCCCAGCCGCUGGUCCAGAGCUCUGUUCUGGCUCUACAGCAAAACGGGGGAGCUGGACUGGACCGUUCGGUUCCACCUGAAGGCCGUCUGGGGGGAACACUUUAAGAACGAGGUUCCCUCGUCUCUGCUGGCGGUGUGCGAUCUGCCCGAGCAGGAGUGGCUGGGCUCAGACCUGCCCCCGUACGGCCCGGGGACGGGCCUGUUGGCCUGGAUGGAGUGCUGCGUCACGUCCGACUCCCUGCGGUCCGCCAUGCUGUCCCGGCUCUCCCUGGACCGGCGCCGGCCCGACCACGUCGGCAUGUUCAGCAAGGGCCUGCUGGUGGCUCUGACCCAGACCCUGCCCUGGUGCUCCGCCUCCCAGUGGACCCGGCUGCUGGGAGCCCUGAGGGAGCUGAUCGCCUCGGGCCGCCUCUACGUGCCCUUCUCCCUGGAGUACGUGGACUACCUGCCCCUGCUGGACCUGAGGGGGUUUUCACAAGACCUCCGUCUGUCCGUCCUCCUGCUCCGGGUCCUCCAGCUGCUCUGCGGGUCCAGCUGCUCCCACUGGCUGUCGGCGGACGGCUGGGCCCACGUCGGCCGGCUGUACGCCCACGCGGUGAGGGAGAUGAUGACCUCGGUGAGAGCCAAGCUGCCUCUUCCUCCGACGGGCCCCGACGCGCCGAGAGACGCCGAGCCGCCGUCCAAAGACGUUCAGCAAGCGGGAGGCUCUCCUCUGAAGCCCAAGGAGGCGGAGGAGGUGCAGGCGGUUCCCUGCCAGGAGGUCCUUUUUGUACUAAGCCAGCUCUUCUGCCACGUUCAGCACAUCCAGGUGAUGAUGCCAGGAGGCCAGUGUGAGGCGCUGUUCCUGUCCAGUCUGGAGAUCCUCAGCCACUACGAGGCCGUCAUGGCCGCCUUCCCCGACAGCAGCAGCCCGCUGGAGAGCGACAACACGCGGCACUUCUUCUCCACCAUCACGGACAACCUGCAGAGCCAGGACAUGAAGGCCGUCCUGCGCCAGAAGAUCGCUCAGCUCGUGUCAUCGGCGGCUUGAAGAGGAAAUUUCUCUCUUUUUUUUGGGGGAUUAGUAGAAAAAGAUCCGACUCGUUUAAGUGUUUGUGGAAAGUGUCGCUGAUGGUUAUUCAUCUGUAUUCCACGAAAGAAUAAAGGUUUUUGUCAAAC
Molecule: messenger RNA, 3616 nt
Organism: Cyclopterus lumpus (lumpfish)
Lineage: Eukaryota; Metazoa; Chordata; Actinopteri; Perciformes; Cyclopteridae
Gene: gemin4
Product: gem (nuclear organelle) associated protein 4
Exons: 6
Coding region: 165-3488 (1107 amino acids)
Biological process (GO): rRNA processing; spliceosomal snRNP assembly
Cellular component (GO): SMN complex
Source: RefSeq, a predicted model, not a curated record